AUGGCCAAAUGUGGAAGAAUUCCUAUGAAGACUGCAACGUAUGGUCAUGAUGUUACCUUUUCUAAGGUUAUUCAACUUCUGAAAGCUGGGAAAGCAAAGGAAGUUUCUUACAAUGCACUGGCUUCACAUAUUAUUUCAGAAGAUGGGGACAAUCCAGAAGUUGGAGAAUCUCGUGAAGUUUUUGAUCUCCCUGUGGUAAAGCCUUCCUGGGUGAUCUUGUCUGUUCGCUGUGGAGCUCUUCUGCCUGUAAAUGGCUUUUCUCCAGAAUCAUGUCAGAUCUUUUUUGGAGUCACUGCCUGUCUCUCUCAGGUUUCAUCUGAAGACCGAAGUACGCUGUGGGCUUUGAUUACUUUUUAUGGAGGGAAUUGCCAGCUGAGCCUCAAUAAUAAGUGUACUCAUUUGAUUGUGCCUGAGCCAAAGGGGGAAAAAUAUGAAUGUGCUUGUAAACGGGACAGCAUUAAAAUUGUGACACCGGACUGGGUACUGGAUUCUGUAGCUGAUAAGACUAAAAAAGAAGAGACUCCUUAUCAUCCUCGUUUAAUUAUAUACGAGGAGGAGGAGGAAGAGGAGGAGGAGGAAGAGGAGGAGGAAGAAGAAAAUGAAGAACAAGAUUCUCAAAAUGAAGCUAGUACUGAUGAAAAAUUAUCAAGCCCAGCAUCUUCUCGAGAAGGCUCACCUUUGGGUGAUCAAGUUUUUUCACCAAAAUCUACUACUGCUGAUAAGGCAAAAGGGGAACUGAUGUUUGAUGAUUCUUCAGAUUCCUCUCCAGAAAAGCAAGAAAGGAAUUUGAAUUGGACACCAGCUGAAGUCCCACAGGCAUCUGCAGCAAAGCGCAGGUUGCCUCAAGGGAAAGACUCUGGGUUAAUUAAUUUAUGUGCCAAUGUCCCACCAGUGCCAGGUAAUAUUUUGCCUCCGGAUAUGAGAGGCAAUCUAAUGGCUUCAGUACAAGGUGCCCAAAGUUCUGAUCGACAGGAAAUGAUGGCUACGUGGAGUCCAGCCGUGCGGACAUUAAGGAAUAUUACUAAUAGUGCUGAUAUUCAGCAGAUUAAUAGACCAUCAAAUGUAGCACAUAUAUUACAAUCACUUUCAGCACCUACAAAAAGUUUAGAACAACAAGUAAAUCAUAGCCAACAGGGACAUCCAAAUGCGGUGCUCUUUAGUCAAGUGAAACUAACACCAGAGACACAUUUAUUACAGCAGUCACAUCAAGCACAGCAACAACAGCACCAUCCUCUUUUACACCUUCAACCUCAACAACUUAUGCAGCUACAACAGCAGCAGCAGCAACAACCCCAGAUUUCCCAGCAGUCUUUCCAACAGCAACAGCCUCAUCAGUUUUCACAACAGCAACAGCAAGUCCAUCAGCAGCACCAGUUCGCACAACAGCAGCUUCAGUUUCCACAGCAGCAGUUACAUGCGCAACAGCAGCUACACCGUCCUCAGCAACAGCUCCAAUUCCAACAGCAGCAUGCUUUGCAACAGCAACUUCAUCAGCUGCAGCAGCAGCAGCUACAGCAGCAGCAAUUGCAGCAGCUACAGCAACAGAAUCUGCAACAACAACAGCUGCAACAUCAGCAGCAGCAAAUACAGCAGCAGCAGCAAUUGCAGCAGCAGCACUUACAGCGGUUACACCAACAGCAUCAGCAACAGCAAAUGCAGAAUCAGGCAACACAACACUUAACUCAGACAUCUCAAGCACUACAGCAUCAAGUUGCAGCCCAGCAGCCACAACACCACCAGCAGCAACAGCAACAACUGCAACAGCAGCCGCUCUUUGGACAUGAUCCAGCAGCGGAGAUUCCAGAAGAGUAUUUCCUACUGGGCUGUGUCUUUGCAAUUGCUGAUUACCCAGAACAGAUGUCUGACAAACAGCUGUUAGCGACCUGGAAACGGAUCAUUCAAGCACAUGGUGGGACAGUGGACCCUACCCUUACAAGCAGAUGUACACAUCUUCUUUGUGAAAGCCAAGUCAGUAACAUGUAUGCUCAGGCUUUAAGAGAAAGGAAGAGAUGUAUUACAGCACACUGGCUGAACUCAAUCUUGAAGAAGAAGAAAAUGGUACCACCUCAUCGAGCCCUUCAUUUUCCAGUGGCAUUUCCACCAGGAGGAAAGCCAUGCUCUCAACACAUAAUCUCUGUGACAGGAUUUGUUGAUAGUGACAGAGAUGACCUCAAACUAAUGGCCUACCUAGCAGGUGCCAAAUACACAGGCUAUCUGUGUCGCAGCAAUACAGUUCUCAUCUGUAAAGAGCCCAGUGGCUUGAAGUAUGAGAAAGCUAAAGAGUGGAGAAUACCAUGUGUAAAUGCGCAAUGGCUCUGUGACAUACUGCUAGGAAAUUUUGAAGCUUUACGGCAGAUACAGCACAGUCGGUAUACAGUAUUCAGUCUUCAAGAUCCACUUUCUCCUAGUCAACAUCUAGUUCUAAACCUUUUGGAUGCUUGGAGAGUCCCAUUAAAGGUAUCACCAGAAAUUCUAAUGGGUGUGAGGUUGCCUUUGAAACCAAAGCAAAAUGAAUCCAGUCUUCAGCCAUCUUCCAAAAGAGCAAGGAUUGAAGACCUACCACCACCUACUAAAAAACUCACCCCAGAAUUGACGCCAAUGGUGCUCUUCACAGGAUUUGAACCUAUGCAAGUUCAACAGUACAUUAAGAAACUGUAUAUCCUUGGAGGUGAAGUAGCAGAAUCUGCCCAGAAAUGCACCCAUCUAAUUGCCAGUAAAGUGACCCGAACAGUCAAGUUCCUGACAGCAAUUUCUAUAGUCAAGCACAUCGUAACUCCAGAGUGGUUAGAAGAGUGUUUCAAAUGCCAGAAGUUUGUUGAUGAACAGAACUUUGUGCUCAGAGAUGCUGAAGCUGAGGUGCUAUUCUGCUUUAGUUUAGAGGAGUCUCUAAAGAGAGCACAAGUAGCUCCACUGUUCAAGGGAAAAUAUUUUUACAUUACACCUGGAAUUUGUCCCAGUCUUUCCACCAUGAAAGCUAUUGUGGAAUGCGCAGGAGGAAAAGUAUUAUCCAAACAACCUUCUUUUCGAAAACUCAUGGAGCAUAAGCAGAAUAAAAGUUUGCCGGAGAUAAUCUUGAUUUCCUGUGAAAAUGACCUUCAUUUAUGUCGAGAGUAUUUCGCAAGAGGCAUAGAUGUCCACAAUGCUGAGUUUGUCCUGACUGGGGUCCUUACUCAAACACUGGAUUACGAAUCGUAUAAAUUUACUUGAUGGAUAGUAAAAUGCCUUACUGCUUCGGAAUCCUUGGAGCAUUAAAUCUAGCUGUUCAGCCAUUGUACAAAGCAACUAAAACUUCCUGUGGAUGCUGUUUUCAAGCUGUUUUCCUAGGGAUGAUGAGCAGUUUAAAGCAGGAAAGCAAAAAUAAACUGCAUCUUUUUUAGGAUGUGUAAUUUUAUUAUGCUGAAACAUAAUUUACUAUGUUUUGUAUUAUACCAUUUUAAAAGAGCCUACUUUAGCUAUCAUGAUUAGCCCGUUUUUAAACAUUUUAACGUAAAUGAUGGUACUUCAGCCAAAAGUGUAAUUUGGAUGUAAAAAUAAAAGGGCUUGCUAUCUAUUAAAUUAUGGAUGUUGAAGAUA
This is a messenger RNA of Pygoscelis adeliae (Adelie penguin), 3573 nucleotides long. It is a transcript of the gene PAXIP1, whose product is annotated as PAX interacting (with transcription-activation domain) protein 1. The record is from RefSeq and is a predicted model, not a curated record. Gene Ontology annotation, cellular component: nucleus. Lineage: Eukaryota; Metazoa; Chordata; Aves; Sphenisciformes; Spheniscidae. The transcript has 21 exons. Bases 1 to 3207 code for a protein of 1068 amino acids. Gene Ontology annotation, biological process: positive regulation of transcription initiation by RNA polymerase II.